CUUUUAAAGUUCUCCUUGGUCAGAAUUUCAAGCUUGGAUUGGUAAUCACUAAUGAGUAAUGACUAUUUCCAUCUAUAUGCAUGUAUUCAAUCUCUCACCACCCCACUAAAUCUACUCCCUAUAUAAUGCCCAUUUUUCCAUUCCCUCCUACAUAACUCACCUAAACCUAAAUCAUUUCCUCCCUUUUCUAUCUUAGCUUCCCAAUAUAUACAUACACUAUUCCUUAAGAUUUCAUUUAUUUCUAUUAUCUUAGCUUCUCAAUAUACACAAUUCCUUUUCCGGAACAAGAACAAACCUACAAACCAACAUAAAUUUUUGCUAAUUCAGACUUAAUUAGCAAUACUUAAUUAAUUGUAUUCAAUUCUAAAAAAUUUCAAAAAUCAUUAAAUUAUCCAUUUUUUUCAUCACUUGAUAAAAUACAUAAAAUGGGUUCCUUAGACAUCAAGCAAGAAUCAAGCCCAUACACCAUGACAAACCCAUUAGACUCCGAAGAAUUCAGAAAACAAGGCUACAUGGUAAUAGAUUUCCUAGCUGAAUACUACAAAUCCCUAGAAAAAUACCCGGUUCGAAGCCAAGUCGAACCGGGUUAUCUCCGAAAACGGUUACCCGAAUCCGCCCCACACAAACCCGAAUCCAUGGAUACCAUUCUUAAAGAUAUCCAAACCGAUAUCAUACCCGGUUUAACCCAUUGGCAAAGCCCUAAUUAUUAUGCUUACUUCCCAAGUAGUGGGAGUACAGCUGGCUUACUAGGAGAAACCCUAGCUUCUGGGUUUAACGUUGUUGGGUUUAACUGGAUCUCUUCUCCAGCUGCCACUGAACUUGAAACUAUUGUCAUGGAUUGGUUAGCUAACAUGCUUAACCUACCAAAUUCCUUCACUUUUUCCGGUAAUGGCGGCGGGGUCAUGAUGGGUACCACCUGUGAAGCCAUUUUAACCACCAUUACAGCAGCUAGAGAUACCUUCUUAAACAAAUACGGACCUGAUACCAUAUCCAAACUUGUGGUAUACGGGUCCGAUCAGACCCAUUGUUCUUUCUUCAAAUCCGCCAAAAUAGCCGGAAUUUCCCCAUCAAAUUUCAGAACCAUUAAAACCACCAGAUCCAAUUCUUAUUCCCUUUUACCAGAAUCACUCAAAUCCGCCAUUGAAGCAGAUCUUAAAAAUGGGUUAAUCCCACUUUUUCUUGUUGCCACCGUGGGGACCACCUCAACCGCCGCCGUAGACCCGUUGGGCCCACUUUGUGACGUUGCAAAAGAGUAUAACAUGUGGGUCCAUGUUGAUGCUGCUUAUGCGGGUAAUGCUUGUAUUUGUCCUGAACUCCGUUACAUGAUUAACGGCGUUGAAAAAGCUGAUUCUUUUAGCUUUAAUGCUCAUAAAUGGUUUUUAACGACGUUGGAUUGUUGUUGUCUUUUCGUGAAAAACCCAAAUGCUUUGGUACGAUGUUUAUCCACAAAUCCUGAAUAUUUGAAAAAUAAAGCAACAGAUACCCAACAAGUAGUGGAUUAUAAGGAUUGGCAGUUAACUCUCAGCCGUAGAUUUAGAUCAUUAAAGAUGUGGAUGGUGAUUAAAUCGUACGGUGUAGAUUACCUACGAAACUUCCUAAGAAGCCAUGUGGACAUGGCUAUUUAUUUUGAACAAAUGGUGAAAAAAGAUAAAAGAUUUGAGAUUGUUGUUCCAAGAAGUUUUGCUCUUGUUUGUUUUAGGGUUUGUGCUUCUGCUGUGAUUCAGUGUUGUGGACAGAAGUUUCUAGAAGAAGAGAAGUUGAAUGAGAUUAACUCGGAGCUUCUAGAAUCUAUUAACUCUGUGGGUAAGAUUUAUAUGACUCACUCACUCGUUGAUGGGAUUUUUUUGAUUAGAUUUGCUGUGGGUGCUACUCUUACUGAAGUUCAUCAUGUUACUUAUGCAUGGAAGUUGAUACAAGAACAUGCAACUAUUGUUUUGGGUAAAAGAUCUCCCAAGAAUAUUAUUUCUAGUCAAUGUGAAUGACACUUUCGGGUCGUUCUGGUGCUGUAUAAUAUGUUUCGGGUCUGUUCAGUUUCAAAUCGGGUCAAUUUCGAAUUAUUCU
Molecule: messenger RNA, 2061 nt
Organism: Amaranthus tricolor (Joseph's coat)
Lineage: Eukaryota; Viridiplantae; Streptophyta; Magnoliopsida; Caryophyllales; Amaranthaceae
Product: tyrosine decarboxylase-like
Exons: 1
Coding region: 426-1982 (518 amino acids)
Biological process (GO): amino acid metabolic process
Molecular function (GO): carboxy-lyase activity; pyridoxal phosphate binding
Source: RefSeq, a predicted model, not a curated record